Molecule: messenger RNA, 165 nt
Organism: Ostreobium quekettii
Lineage: Eukaryota; Viridiplantae; Chlorophyta; Ulvophyceae; Bryopsidales; Ostreobiaceae
Source: the annotation of a GenBank genome assembly
AUGGGCUGCAACGCCAUAGUGGAGUUGCUGCUUAGCCGUGGUGCACAAGUGGACAGUGUUGACAAGGAUGGUGACACGCCCCUGUCAGGGGCAAUAUUUCAAGGGCAUCCAAGCACCGUGGAGCUGUUGCUGAAGGGUGGUGCAACCAUGGACAGACAAAACGAG